Messenger RNA from Phytophthora sojae, 1377 nucleotides. RefSeq lists its product as hypothetical. Gene Ontology annotation, molecular function: transmembrane transporter activity. The coding region runs from base 1 to 1377 and encodes 458 amino acids. Gene Ontology annotation, biological process: transmembrane transport. The record is from RefSeq and is a predicted model, not a curated record. The transcript has 2 exons. Lineage: Eukaryota; Oomycota; Peronosporomycetes; Peronosporales; Peronosporaceae.
AUGGUGAACCAAGCUCUGUCAGUGAACGGUGGAGGGACGUUCUACGGCACGACCAGCGCUAACAAAUACCAAGAGUCCGCGCCGCUCCUCAAGACCUCCCAGUCACCGCCGCAGCGCCGGCUAUCGCAAUGGUACACCAACAUGUUCAUGAUCAACUUCUUGGAGUUCGCGACCGAGUCGUCACGCGGCAUCGUGCUGCCUACGCUCUUCCUGUACACGUCGUCGCUGGGCGGCGAUCUGGCCUUCAUGGGCUUCAUCAACGCGCUCUUCUCGGUUGGUCGGCUCCUGUCGUCCACCGCGUUCGGCUGGAUGUGCGACCGCUACUCGUUCCGCUCGGUCUACCUCAUCUCGACGUUCAUUUGCCUCGUGGGCAACGUCAUUUACCUGAUCGCCGACGAGCACAUGGCCGGAAGUUUGACGGCUUUGGCGGCCAGUCGCUUCAUUGUGGGCUUCGGCGGCGGCAACCGCAGCGUGUGCCGUGCUGACGUCGCGUCGAUCACGACGAUCAACCAGCGCCUGCCGUAUUUGACGAUACUGGUCGCCGUCGUGUUCCUGGGUUACGCGCUGACGCCGGGUCUCGGCAGCCUCGUGGCCAAUACGGACCUGCUCUUCUGCGGCGUGCACUUCAACAAGUUCACGUCGCCCGGCAUGAUCCUGGUCGUGCUGAACGUGUUGACGAUCUUCGGCAUCCUCACUGUGUACGACGACAGCGUGACGGUCAAUGACGGACCGGAGGAAGAGGAGACCGAGGGAGGCCCGACCGUAAACGUGCCGCUGUUCAUCGCUGCAACUGACAGCGACCCCGAGAGCGUGAGCGCCGUCGUGGACGCCUCCAACUUCCAGUUCUACUUGGGUCUGCUGGGUCUGCUCUCGUACUUGUCGAUCGAGCUAUUCCGUCACAAGAUUCGCGAUGAGAACUGGGUGCACCUCGGUUUCGCGAUGGUGUUGGCGGGCAACGUGUUGCUGGCUCAGGCUCCGGAGAGUCUGACGCUCACGCAGUUGUCGCUGGCUGAGUUCCUGGUGUGGAGUGUGGGGUGCCCCAUCUCGACCACGGUAGUGCUGGCGGCGUUCUCGAAGCUGCUGGGCGGACGCCCGCAGGGAACGCUCAUGGGUCUGCUCGGCUCGACGGCGUGCAUCUCCCGCAGCGUGCUGCCGCUGCUCCCCGCAGUGGUGUCGACGCUGGAGCCAGUGUUCUGGAUCAACAUCGUGCUGUGCGCCAGCAGCAUCGUGCUGCUCUGGUGGUACACUGGUCUCGUGCACUGGACCAAGAUGGCGAUGCUGGCGGACGUAGAGAAUGCGUACCGGGCGGUGUCUCCACCAAAUGACCUUCGUUCCCCGCUCGGAUCGGACAAAGCGGACUUCCCGGAGAACGACUAA